Molecule: messenger RNA, 1054 nt
Organism: Clarias gariepinus (North African catfish)
Lineage: Eukaryota; Metazoa; Chordata; Actinopteri; Siluriformes; Clariidae
Gene: cxcl19
Product: chemokine (C-X-C motif) ligand 19
Exons: 3
Coding region: 130-429 (99 amino acids)
Biological process (GO): cellular response to lipopolysaccharide; chemokine-mediated signaling pathway; neutrophil chemotaxis
Cellular component (GO): extracellular region
Molecular function (GO): CXCR chemokine receptor binding; chemokine activity
Source: RefSeq, a predicted model, not a curated record
AAAGGGAAGUACAAAAUUACUGUUGUAAUAAUCACAUGUUUGUUGUUAAUAUAAGAUUAAACUUAGAGUAUUGAGGAACAGACAAGACAAUCAUUUAACGUGUUUUGGAACUGAAGCUAACUCUUCACUAUGAGAUUUUUUCUGCUUUUGGCUUUGAUAUCAGUCAGCCUUUUCCUCACUAUGGCUAUACAGCCUCUUGGAAAAGGCUACAACAGUCACUGCAUGUGUUUGAAGCUGGAGUCCAGGGUAAUCCCCCAAAAAAGCCUGCGUAGUGUAGAAAUCUUUCCUAGAGGCUCCCACUGCAGGAAUACAGAGGUCAUUGCUGGCUUGGUGAGUGGAGAAAGGAUCUGCCUGAAUCCUCACACAAAGUGGGUUAAGAAACUAAUCCAGUUUAUUGAGAAGAAAGACAGAGAGAUAAAGAAAGCAUAAAGGACAUGAAAAAAUGCUCAUGAGGAUAGGCUAUUUCAUGCACAUGAUCAGAUCAAAUUGUACAUAAUGUUCGUCUUCUUUAAUAUUAGAAAAAGGAUUCAUAAUAUUAUGAUUUCAUCAGCAACUUUUUUCAUGCUCAUAACAGCUUGCUGUAAUAAAAAAAUCUUAGUUACCUGUUCACUUGCAAAUGCUUAAAUGAAACGAUGGAUUGGAGACAUAACCGAUAAUGCUAAUAUAUUAUGUGCAUUCAUGUCAUGUUAGACCUUUUUAUUUAUAUUAAUGUUAUAUUUAUUUCAAACAAUUUUCAAAAAUGGUGCUAUCAUAAUUAACCUCUGUUCCUGUAAUUCACAUACCUCCAGUUUUACUAUGCUUGUUAUACUGCACAGUACAUACCUAUAAGGCAAUUGACCUUCAACAAGCCAUUCAACAAAUCAAAAAUAAUUUACGUUUUUUUUAAGUGAACUGCUAUAAGAUAACUGGAUUUUUUUUUUUUACCCAAAAUGUGAAUUUUCAAAUGACUGCAAUGUUGUUAUCUUGUUCACUUUUAUGAUUCUCUUUUUAUGUUUAUAUUACAUUACUUUUUGUACAAUUGUGUAUCAAAUUAACAAAUAAAAAAGUAAUGGCU